AUGCAACAUAGUUUUAUUCGUCUCCUAGCUUCCCAUAUUUUAUUAUUAGGCAGUCUCGCUCAGCAGACGACCAAUAACUAUGUAUCCGUUAGCUGCUCGCAAGGCGUCGUUCAAGGAAGGCAAGUAGAUUACGGGAACGAUCGAAGUCAGUUAUACUGCGGCAGUGGAAACGUGUUCACAGGGAUCCCCUAUGCUCAGCCGCCUGUGAAUGAUCUCAGAUUCCAGCCGCCGCAGCCAAUCACGUCUUUCAACAGUCCGAUGCACGAUGCCACCUAUUUUCGGCCGAAAUGCCCACAGACGAAUGCGAAUGGUCCGACGAACGAGGAUUGCCUUUACUUGAACAUUUAUACGCCGCAAGUCGGCAAUACCACGGCGAACAUGGCGGUUCUAGUGCUGAUCGAUGGUUCGAAUGGGUUCGCGAACGGCGGAUGCGAUGAAUCGCAAGUGAAAGGAAUUGUAUCGAAUCUCGUCCAGCGCGAAAUUGUCGUUGUCACACUUCAAUAUCGAUUGGGAGCAUUGGGCUUCUUCACAACGUACACCGGUGUCGUUCAAUCGAAUUUGGGAAUGCUUGAUCAGGUGCAAGCGAUGAAAUGGAUUAAAUCGGAGAUCACGAAUUUUGGGGGCGAUCCGAACAAAAUCACCGUUGCUGGACAUGACGAUGGCGCUUGCGCGGUGUCGGCUCACACGCUCAGCCCAAUGAGCCAAGAUCUCUUCCAGCAAGCCAUCAUCCAAAGUGGUUCGAUCUACAGCUGCUACAACAAUCUUCCAGUGGUCCCAGCUGCACAAACCUCGAUGUACGACGAUCCGAGUGCCCAUUAUGGAAACGCCAACUACGGAAUGCCAACAACGACAUCAUCCACUAGCGCCUACGACGCGCCAAACGCGCAAUUCGAUGAUCCGAAUGUUCAGCUCGCUGACACUCUCUGCAAUAUUAGUCCCGAACAAUGGAGAUCUGGACAGAUUCAAAACAUUCAGAAUUGUUUGAAGAAUUAUACCGUCGACUUUUUUGUGAAUCAAUCGCCAACUGGACAAACUUCGACGUGGAUGAUCGUCAGAGACAAUCAGUUCCUUCCGGACUCGGUGGAGAACUUGCAGGCGAGACGGCCGAAUAUUCCAAUUAUUAUUGGAACUGUUCAAGACGAGAACGCCGAUUAUGCAUUCAAACUGAUUAACACUGGAAAGUCCGAUGAUCCGAACAAUCUUGACAACUGGAUCUUCGAUUUUGCCAGAAAGAAUAAAUUGAAUAGCGCGGAGACUGACCAAGUCGCCAACAUUGUCUCGCAGAAUUACGGAGGCCAAGUGCAAUAUGAUGCUGGAAGCCAUCUACAGGGCUAUCAGACGAACACUGGAUACCAGCCGAACAGCGGAUAUCAAUAUCAGGCUCAGCCAACGACUGGCUAUCAGCAGAAUGCCCAGUACAAUAAUAAUGCGCCCCAGGCACAGACGCAAGGCUACCAAACCCAACAGAUAUUUGGACAAGCGAUCCAGUAUCAAAGCACUUACCAGGGUGGUGGUCAGCAAAUGCAAAGUCAGCCGGUAUACGAUCAAGGCGGCCGGCAACAGCAGCAAUACAAUCAGGGUUCUCAGAGUGCCUAUCAAGGAGGAGUGUACCAGAAUCAACAGCCACAACCAGUCUAUCAAAAUCAGCAGCCGGCGUCAACACCACCGACUUAUCAAUAUCAACAGCCGACGGCGACGCAGCCUGCAUACCUGCAGAAUCAAGGAAGUCAGCAAGUUCAGCGAGAUCAGCCAUCUGGAAGCGGGGUUUCGGAUUACACCCAACUGAAGAAGAUCACGCAGAUCGCUUCGGAUCAAUCCACAAGUCUUACAACGACGGAAAUCCAGUCGUUCAUGCAGAAUGGUGACCGGCAUGUGAGAAUCUAUCAGUUCACUCACGUGUCGGAAGUCGGGCGUCAAACUGUGCCGAAUACUGGUGACGCUUGGAAACCGGUGUUCAAGGGACAAGACAUGUUCUUCAUUACCAUGUCGGAGACGAUCUGGUCCAACUGCAACUACACGUCGCAGGAUCGACAAGUCGCUGACACGAUGGGACAACAAUGGGCUGAUUUCGUGAAGACCGGACAGGUCAACAAUUGGAGUCCGACGAAUCAGCAGAACUAUAAUUACUGCAAUUUCAACGCACAGCCCGUUCAACAACAGCAAUAUGCUCAACAAGCGAGACAGGUGUUCCAGGAGCAAGUGAAUCCGAUUUGUGUGCAGGCGCAGAACAACUACGCCGCUCAGAACAACCUCACCGUGCCAUAUUCACCAUCGACGCCAUUGGUGUCGCCGAGCCGAACGCCGGGAACCGCCCAAGUACAAUACGAUUCGAAUCCGAAUGGACAGAACUUUCACAUCACAUUCCAAGUCAACAGUUUUCCGUUCAACGGCUAG
Messenger RNA from Caenorhabditis bovis, 2394 nucleotides. The record is from the annotation of a GenBank genome assembly. NCBI's taxonomy places the organism in Eukaryota, Metazoa, Nematoda, Chromadorea, Rhabditida, Rhabditidae.